CUGUUAACCAAUCUAUCGCACAUUUCACAAAACGAAAGUUCAUUUUGUUCAGAUUCUAAAAUCGUAAUGAGUCUUGAGAUUAACAUUUUAUCAUCAACAAUCGCAUGCAAAUGUUCAUCACUCCUUUGACGUUGGUCAGAUGAAUUUGGUUUUAAAGAUACUGUCGUAAUAAUAUUUUUUCAACAUGUCCAUCUAUGUAACACUACUGAGAAGAGUUGGCUUGCACUAUAACAACAUUGUCAUUAACAAGUUAAUUGGCAUCGAAUGUCUUUCACAAUGUGUUAACCCAAACACAAGGUCACUUGCAUUUGGUAAAAUAAGUAAGAAGCACACAAAUUCUAAGACUGAACAAAAGGAUAUAAAAAAAGUUUCCAAAGACACUCGAUCUGAUAGCACACCUCUUGUUGUAAAGAUGUUAUGUGAUAAUUUAAAAGAACAACAUGAUAUUGAACAAACGGAUCAUUUAUCACAUGAAAAAACAACACUGUCUAUAGAUGAUUUACGACAAUCACUAGAUGAUAUCUCAUGGGAUGUAAAAGCUCGUUUCAAAAAGGAAUUGCAAGAUAUAGACUCUAUAAAUCUUGCUGAAGAAAAAUCUCGUAUGUAUUCAGACCUACAACAAGAAGAUGAUUUUAUAGAACACAUAGAUCUUGACGGCAAUACAGCACCACCCAGCAAAAAAGGGAAGUCUCAUAUCAUGAAGAACAUUAUUGGAACUGUCGAUCCCGCAGUUCCUAAAACAGACAUUCCGUGUUCGGGGUGUGGAGCGAUAUUACACUGUCAAGACUCAUCAGCUCCUGGCUUCAUGUCAAGUGAAAAGUUAACAGUGUUAACAAAGGAUCAACUGAAGCAGUCAGUGUGUCAAAGAUGUCAUUUAAUGAUGCAUCACAAUAUUUGUCUGAAUGUCAGAGUCGAUGAAAAUGAAUAUGCCAAAAUUAUUUCCAAAAUAAAAACUUCAAGAGGUCUGAUUAUGGUUGUCGUUGAUCUUACUGAUUUUCCAAACAGUAUUUUUAAGAAUUUGAUGCAACAUGUUGGCUGGAGUCGGCCUCUGUAUAUCAUUGGAAACAAAGUGGAUCUCCUAGCAAGAGAUGACAAGGGGUACUUGGAUCGAAUAAAACAGUCUCUAAUUAAAGAAUGUGAAGCAAGUGGGCUGAACCCCAGUGGUAAUAACUUGAGACAUGUCUGUUUGGUGAGUGCGAAGACUGGAUUUGGAAUUGAAGAACUUGUCACAAAGCUCAUGUCUCAGUGGCAGCUAAAAGGUCAUGUGUUUUUGGUUGGAUGUACCAAUGUUGGAAAAUCAUCUCUGUUCAAUGCUCUACUGGGAUCAGACUACUGUAAGUCUCACGUUCGAGAGUUGAUUCACAGAGCCACCGUCUCCACCUGGCCAGGUACAACCGUGAGCUUGCUCAAGUUCCCGAUUGUGACCCCCAAGGUGUGGCGACUGCAGGCGAGAAUGGAGCGGCUUAUUGAACAGAGGAUGAGAGAUGCGAUGGAGAAGAAGCUGAGGAGUCUCGAGAGAGAUGACCAAGAAGGAAAUGAACAAAAGACAAGUUUCAAACUUACAGGAAACGUGGGUCAGACUGAUUUCCGCAGCUCGAAACAGAAGCAGGCUGAGGAACAGUGCGAGUAUGAAGGUCAGGAGAUUGUCAGUUUCGAGCUGACCAACAGGGACACCCUGGAGACUCACUCGGGUCGCGGCGAGAAGGUCAGCCCACCCGACAUGUCGUUUGACGAGAAACUGACGGAGAGUCGGUGGACGUUCGACACACCCGGUGUCGUUAACAGUGAACAGAUAAUCAACCUGCUGAGUCCAGAGGAGCUGGCGGUUGUUUUGCCAAGACCGGUGAUUGUGCCUCGCGUGUUUGUGGUGAAACCCUCACAGGUGUUGUUUGUGUCCGGCCUGGGCAGGAUUGAUUAUGUUCAGGGAAGUAAAUCUAUAUUCUUGACAGUGCAUUGUUCGGCUAAUCUGCCACUGCACGUUGUCAAUGGUAAUGAGGCAGAAGAGUUCUACAGUCAACGAGUGGGCACAAAGCAGCUUGGUGUUCCUCUUGGUUUGUGUGAUCGUGUGAAAAGUCUUCCGCCAUUAGAGAGUAAGGAUGUCAGUGUGGUGGGACUCAACUGGGAACAGGCAGCUGCUGAUAUUCAGUUAUCUUCUCUUGGUUGGGUGUCAGUGACUGCGGGUUUUGAAAUGAGCGUAACUCUUCGGGCCUAUACACCAGGUGGCCGAGGUAUCUACGUGAGGAGCCCAGCUCUGUUGCCUCACUACCGGAGUUUCCGGGGACAGAGGAUUGGAAAGACUCCUGUUUACCGGCCCAAGAAACACAACUCCUGAUUAGAAUUGUGAAACAAUGUCAAAGAUGAAAAUCAUUAAAACUAAUUCAGAAUUAGAGAUUUAGAACUGC
Gigantopelta aegis is the source of this 2402-nucleotide messenger RNA. Its product is annotated as nitric oxide-associated protein 1-like. The record is from RefSeq and is a predicted model, not a curated record. Bases 185 to 2332 code for a protein of 715 amino acids. The transcript is spliced from 8 exons. Lineage: Eukaryota; Metazoa; Mollusca; Gastropoda; Neomphalida; Peltospiridae. Gene Ontology annotation, molecular function: GTP binding.